Molecule: messenger RNA, 462 nt
Organism: Colletotrichum destructivum
Lineage: Eukaryota; Fungi; Ascomycota; Sordariomycetes; Glomerellales; Glomerellaceae
Exons: 2
Coding region: 1-462 (153 amino acids)
Source: RefSeq, a predicted model, not a curated record
AUGCGUCAUUCAACGGAGCUACCGGCUGGUGCGUAUAUCCAGGAUCGGGGCUCUGGUGAGGAGAUUGAGAAGGUAGAUGCUGCGAAGGGUACUGAGCGGGGGGGUAUUGAGAAGGAGGAUGAUGAUAAGGAUGUUGCUGAUGCUGAGCAGGAGGAUGCUGAGGCGAAACAGGUUGAGAAGCGGGAUACUGAGAUGGAAGAGGUCGGGAAGCAGUAUACUGAGAAGCGGGAUACUGGGAAGGAGAAUACUGUGAAGUGGGAGACUGAGGAGGAAGAGAUUGAUAAGGAUGCUGCUGAUGCUGAGGCUGAGGAGGAGGGUACUGAGAAGAAGGAUACUGAGAAGGAGGAUACUGAGAAGGAGGAUACUGAGAAGGAGGAUACUGAGACGGAAGAGGUUGAGACAGAUGGUACUGAGAAGGUGGAUGUUGCCCACCAGUGUCGUAGGGAGACGGAACAGCAGUGA